Lepus europaeus (European hare) is the source of this 4474-nucleotide messenger RNA. It is a transcript of the gene SMYD1, whose product is annotated as SET and MYND domain containing 1. The record is from RefSeq and is a predicted model, not a curated record. Gene Ontology annotation, cellular component: nucleus. Gene Ontology annotation, molecular function: protein binding; histone H3K4 methyltransferase activity. NCBI's taxonomy places the organism in Eukaryota, Metazoa, Chordata, Mammalia, Lagomorpha, Leporidae. The coding region runs from base 49 to 1521 and encodes 490 amino acids. The transcript has 10 exons.
CUUAGCUCAGUGUUAAACAUCCACCGUGUGGCUCUGCCGGGCUCUGAGAUGACAAUAGGGAGCAUGGAGAACGUGGAGGUGUUCACUUCUGAGGGCAAGGGCAGGGGUCUGAAGGCCACAAAGGAGUUCUGGGCUGCGGACAUCAUCUUCGCCGAGCGGGCUUACUCUGCAGUGGUUUUCGACAGCCUCGUCAACUUUGUGUGCCACACCUGCUUCAAGAGGCAGGAGAAGCUCCACCGCUGCGGGCAGUGCAAGUUUGCCCACUACUGUGACCGAACCUGCCAGAAGGACGCUUGGCUGAACCACAAGAACGAGUGUUCGGCCAUCAAGAGAUAUGGGAAGGUGCCCAAUGAGAACAUCAGGCUGGCGGCGCGCAUCAUGUGGCGGGUGGAGAGAGAGGGCACGGGGCUCACGGAAGGCUGCCUGGUCUCCGUGGACGACUUGCAGAACCACGUGGAUCACUUCGGGGAGGAGGAGCAGAAGGAGCUGCGGGCGGACGUGGACACGUUCUUGCAGUACUGGCCGCCGCAGAGCCAGCAUUUCAGCAUGCAGUACAUCUCGCACAUCUUUGGAGUGAUCAACUGCAAUGGUUUCACUCUUAGUGAUCAGAGAGGCCUGCAGGCUGUGGGUGUGGGCAUCUUCCCCAACCUGGCCUUGGUGAACCACGACUGCUGGCCCAACUGCACCGUCAUAUUUAACAACGGCAAUCAUGAGGCAGUGAAAUCCAUGUUUCACACCCAGAUGAGAAUUGAGCUCCGGGCCCUGGGCAAGAUCUCGGAAGGGGAGGAGCUCACUGUGUCUUAUAUCGACUUCCUCAACGUCAGCGAGGAGCGCAGGCGGCAGCUGAAGAAGCAGUACUACUUCGACUGCACCUGCGAGCACUGCCAGAAAGGGCUGAAGGAUGACCUCUUCCUGGGGGUGAAGGACAACCCCAAGCCCUCUCAAGAAGUGGUGAAGGAGAUGACCGAGUUCUGCAAGGAUACACUGGAAAAAAUAGACAAGGCGCGCAGCGAGGGUUUGUAUCAUGAGGUUGUGAAGUUAUGCCGGGAGUGCCUGCAGAAGCAGGAGCCAGUGUUUGCCGACACCAACCUCUACACACUGCGGAUGCUGAGCAUUGUGUCUGAGGUCCUGUCCUACCUCCAGGCCUUUGGGGAGGCUGCAGACUAUGCCAAGAGGAUGGUGGAUGGCUAUAUGAAGCUCUACCACCCCAACAAUGCCCAACUGGGCAUGGCCGUGAUGCGGGCAGGGCUGACCAACUGGCACGCUGGCAACAUUGAAGUGGGGCACGGGAUGAUCUGCAAAGCCUACGCCAUUCUCCUGGUGACACAUGGACCCUCCCACCCCAUCACCAAGGACUUAGAGGCCAUGCGGGUGCAGACGGAGAUGGAGCUGCGCAUGUUCCGCCAGAACGAGUUCAUGUACUACAAGAUGCGCGAGGCUGCCCUCAACAACCAGCCCAUGCAGGUCAUGGCUGAGCCCAGCAACGAGCCAGCCCCAGCUCUGUUCCAUAAGAAGCAAUAAGGACCCUCCAGGUUGAGGCUGGGGGGCAACAUGGCUGGGGAACUGAGGAGCGAUUCUGGAGGUGGUGGGUCUUUGGGAAGACCCUUGAUGAAGAAGUCAGGGUGACAUGCGAUCUUCUUGCUGUGAGAGUGUCUUGUCUUGUGUUCCCAUUGUCAUUUUGGUUCAGUUCAAUUCAUUUCAAUGUAAUGUAACUCUCUCAAUCUAGCCCAGCUCCUCCUACAAAUAUUUAUUGGAUGCUAGACCCUAACAUCCAACAAAGGGUGCUCUGAAUGUAGUGGGGUAGCGAGGCAAACUGUCAACAAACAAUGAAAGCACCAGGUGAUAAAUGCAGUGGCAAAUUAUACUGGAGAGAGAGGGGCUGGCCAAGAAUGUGUGCGUCUGGUGUGUGUAUGUGAGUGGUGUGGAGUGGCGUGGAGAGGAAGACGUCAGAGCUGAGGAUGGCAGGUGUGUGUGUCCUCACGCGGCUUCUCCCAUCCGUGCAGGUGUCUCUCAGGCUGCUGGUCUUGCCCGUGGUCUGAGAUAUUCAGGAUUUUGCUGCCUACAAUGGCAACGUCCAGUGUCCUCAUGUUAGUGUCAUGUUAUGAAGAAGGCACUGUGUUUGGGCCAGUUAGGUUCUUUUCAGAGAACCAAGACCUCAGCAGAGUGUUGCAUGUGCAGAAAGAGCUGAGGGCCUUGCCCAGGACACCUGAGGCCUGCAUUCGAAGUCUGGGUUCCAAGUCUACUUCUAGAAGGCAGAGAGAGGGAAUGCCUCCCCUUCCUCACCCUCACUCUGAUCCUUGUGACUCCCUGGGUUGUGGACAACGUUUGAGAGUUCUCUGGCCAUGGGCCUAGUAGGGUUGCAGAGGUCUUUCCAGGGUGAAGCUGGGCGGAAACACAUGCAGCUGCUGACCAUGGCUCUAGAGGGUUGGCCUGUGGGGGUUUUAUUUGGUGACAUGGGCUUGGGUGUUGCUGGCCAGCUUGGGCUUCAUCCCUGGCCCGUGGCAGCUCCAUCCUUAGUACUGAAUUGUUAUUGCUUCCUCGCCUUCCCUUCUUCUCACUGGAAGGAACACUCUGAUCUGGACUCUUGUACACCUCAGUGAGGGUAUUUUCAGAGAUGUGACCAAUUUAUCCUCAUUACCUUGGGGGCUCUUGUCAAUGUUUUGGGGGGUCCUUGAGCAGAGCCCUUCAAGGAGCAGUCACUAGCCCACAGCCUGGGACCACCACUGAUCCCAGAGCUCCAAGUCACGUGAUCCCAUCUGGCCUUAUGCGUUCCUCCCUCCCUACCCUUGCAUCCCCAGAAUGGCCCACCGCCUCCCUCCGUACCCUGCCCAGCAGCUGAAAACUCUUCCAAUGGGCACCCUCUUGGCAGAAUGCCUGUCCCUGACAUUUGAUUCUUCUUUGAGGUCACUGUCUAGAAGUUUUACAGGAAGACUGGCAGUUCUUUCUAAGCGUCCUGAUAGCCCCGAGUUCUCCCAGAAACUCACCUGGCACAUUCACACAGCCACUUUCCACCCUCAUGGAACAUGCCGCCCCUCCCCAGACCUCUCUUCUGCCAUUGCUGUCUGCCAGUCCACGGCUCAUCCCUCCCUGCUUAGGGUCUUUUUCCCAUCCCAUCUUUCUACAUUGUGUUGUGUAUAAGGAACUGUUCGGUGUCUGCGCUUCUGCUCCCUUCCUCCCCACUGAGCCCAGAGGACUGAGGGUCCCUCUCCCCAUGUUCUGGGCCUCUUCUCCUCCUGUGUCCUCAAAACCUUGCUCCAUCUCCUAUUCCUCCUCCAUCCCAGAUCUCUGACGUUUGUCCCACUGCUGGCCUUUGAUGGAGUCAGUAAGCACACUGAGGACUCUGGGGGAACACCUUCACAGCUGAGGGUUUUUUUUUUUUUUUUUUUUUAAGAUUUAUUUAUUUGAGAGGAAGAGUUACAGAGAGUGGGAGAGGUAGAGAGAGAGGUCUUUCAUCUGCUGGUUCACUCCCCAAAUGUCUGGGGCUGGGCUGAUCUGAAGCCAGGAGUCAGGAGCUUCUUCUGGAUCUCCCACAUGGGUGCAGGGUCCCAAGAAUGUGGGUCAUCCUCUGCUGAUUUCCCAGGCUAUAGCAGAGAGCUGGAUCAGAAGUAGAGCAGGUAGGACUUGAACCGGCGCCCAUACGCGAUGCCAGUGCUGCAGGCAGAGGCUUAACCGACCACGCCUCAGCAGCCCCAGAUGAGUAUUUUCAUUAGUUGUGUAAUUAUUCUCUGCCUUUCUUCACUUCCCAUUUCUUCCUGAACCCAUGGCACACAGGCUGCCCCUCCUGCUCCUCCACUAACUGACUCUUUCUGAGAUGGACUCUGCUGGCUCCUUUUCAGUCCUGCCUUGCCACAUCAACUGACACCCUCAGCCCUUGAUUUCUGUGUCCCUACUUCCUUGGGACGGGCCUCUCCUAUGGCUCCUCUGCUUCCUUCAUGGGCACUGUUUCUCUACCUGCCUGUGACACAUUGGCACCUCCUGGAGCUUUGUCCUUGGUCCACGCUCCUCUGACACUGCACACACUCUGCACACCUUAGGCUGGCCCUUGCUUGAUGAGCACCUUAAAGCCAUUGAUCCCCAAAUCUGUACUCCCCAGCCUCGCACUUGAGCGCUAGCCUCUCACACCUUCCCAGGUGUUCUCCAGCACUUCAAACCCCUCACGUCCAAAGUGAAACUUUCUCUUCCCUUUCUCCUGUCUGCUGACAUGUGGUCCUCCUCAGAACACCACCCGAGAACAUCACCUCCUCCAUUAGAUUGUGAGCUCCUGGAGGGUGGGAGCUGUGUCCCCUCGCUCAUCUUUCUGUCCCCAGCACCCAGCACAGAUGCUGGAACGCGGCAGGUGCUCCGUAGAUGUGUGUCAACUGAAUGGAUGAAUGAUUUUCCUUAUUUCAGCGCAGAGCCAGGAAACUGUGUAUUUUGAGUUUUUAUGUUAUAGCAGUUAACAAAGCCCAUUAAAUCCUCUGUGUUUCCAAGCAAA